This is a messenger RNA of Serendipita indica DSM 11827, 963 nucleotides long. The record is from the annotation of a GenBank genome assembly. NCBI's taxonomy places the organism in Eukaryota, Fungi, Basidiomycota, Agaricomycetes, Sebacinales, Serendipitaceae.
AUGUCAGAAGAGACGGCUUCAUCUGUUGUUAUUGGGAUCAUUGGUGGCUCAGGCCUCUAUCAUAUGGAUCAACUCACAUUCGUGCGAGAGGUCAACCCGAUGACUCCCUGGGGACACCCAUCGUCUCCAAUCACAAUUUCACAGCUUCCAACCGGAGAGCAGAUUGCAUUCAUUGCUCGUCAUGGCAAACACCAUACUCAUUCGCCAAGCGCUGUUCCAUAUGCCGCCAAUAUCGCAGCGCUCAAGCAUCUGGGAGUCAAGGCUAUCCUCGCAUUCUCUGCUGUUGGCUCUCUCAGAGAAGAAAUCCGACCGGGAGACUUUGUGAUUCCAGAUCAGAUCAUCGACCGGACCAAAGGCAUUCGUCAAGCUAGUUUCUUUGAGGGAACUAAUAUCGUUGCCCAUGCGACAUUCGGGGAUCCAUUUUCCAAGACAUUUUCAGCAUUCCUCGUCCCUCUUGUUCAGAACGUUCUCAAAGAGUCUGAGGGUGUGCAACUUCAUACCGGCAAAUGCGUCGUAGUAAUGGAGGGUAGCUUGUUCAGCACUCGAGCCGAGAGUAAAAUGUAUCGGAUUCUAGGUGGAGAUAUCAUCAAUAUGAGCACUCUCCCCGAAGCGAAGCUCGCUCGAGAAGCGGAGAUUAGCUACGCGCUGAUUGCAACUGCUACAGAUUACGACGCAUGGCGAGAAAGUGAAGAGGUCGUCACAGUAUCAGAGGUUCUCAAGACGUUACACACCAAUGCAGAAACUUCGCGGCAAGUCCUAUGUUAUCCCUCUGGUCUCGGUGUUAACAUGCCAAAUAGCAAAGUGGCCCAGGCCGUUAUCGCCGAGCUUCACGCAGCCAUUACUUCAAAUCAACUUACAUCAGAGAUUGAAGGGAGCAUGGAAUACUCGAUUGUCACGCAGCCUGCACACCAGACGGCCAGCGACCGCGAGAAACUGCGCUACAUCCUCCCUUACUUUUCGUAG